Molecule: messenger RNA, 2507 nt
Organism: Eruca vesicaria subsp. sativa (arugula)
Lineage: Eukaryota; Viridiplantae; Streptophyta; Magnoliopsida; Brassicales; Brassicaceae
Source: the annotation of a GenBank genome assembly
AUGGUGUUUCCUCCGAGUUCUAGGUUAAACCAUCGAACUGAUGUAGACAGCAAGGAGUUUCACGCUUACUGCUUCUCUCUCGCUAAUCGAAUCGAUGCUGCUAUUGGGAAAGAUAAAGUUCCUGUGGACUCUCAAGCUCUUGCUGUAACCCUUAAUCACGUGUGUCAACAAAGAUGUAAUGAUCAAACAAAGGCUGUGAUAAUGACGCUUAUGAUCUCAGUCAAGAGUGCUUGUCGGCUUGGAUGGUUCCAGGAGAAAGAGUCUCAGCACUUGUUGGGUCUGGUGGACUCGAUGUUGAAGGGUUUCACUAGUCAUGAAGACGUUGCCUCUAGUGUCAAUGGUCCCAUCACUCUAAUUCCACAGCUCAUGGAGAGGUUCUAUCCGUUUUUGAAGCUGGUGCAUAUUCUUUUUUCUUCUGAAGCCACGGCAGAAUCAAACAUGUUGGUCAAGGACUUCCAUAUUUCAACGAAGAUGCUGCAACAUUCUCCCCAAGCCAAAGUAGGAUUAUUUGUUUUCCGGACAGAGGACAUAAGCAAAUCUAGUUGUCUUAUACAUCCACAAGAAGUCAGCUUUUUGUUGAAUGGAAAAGGCGUUGAAAAGAGAUAUUGCAACGCAAUGGAGCCUGGGCCGCAGUGUCCAACAGAUGUUACUGCCCUGCUCAACCUUGGAGCAAAUCUUCUGCAAACCAUUGGCUGCUUUGGAGGUAGUUACUUCAUUGUUAUUGCCUUAUUGGAUAAGAUACCACUGCCUGUGAAUCCAUCGCUGAAAGAUUAUGUUCAAUCUGAAGUCAUUGUAUCAAAUUCAGAUUCUGACAUAAUCGAGGGACCAUCAAGGAUUUCUCUCAGCUGUCCUAUCAGCCGCACUCGUAUCAAGCUACCUGUGAAGGGUCACGUCUGCAAACAUCUUCAGUGUUUUGAUUACUGGAACUAUGUCGAAAUAAACACGAGGAUACCAUCAUGGCGCUGCCCUCAUUGCAAUCAGCCUCUCUGCUAUACUGACAUCCGUUUAGAUCAAAGCAUGAUUAAGAUUCUAGAAGAGGUGGGUUGUAAUGCCACUGAUGUGGUGAUCGCUGCUGAUGGAUCAUGGAGUGUUGUAGCAGAGGACGAUGGGAAUGCGGAAGCUGUGCCAGAAACCACUCAUGAACACGGAGACCCAAGUAGCUUCCAGGACUUGAGGCCAGCUGUUUUGGAUCUUACCAGUGAUGACAAUGGUAUGGAAACAUCCGAAGUCACUCAGAUCAACGAAAAGAAGCGUUGUCUAUCCGAUAUUAGUCCUGUGAUGGGUUAUCCUAUACUCAACCAGUCUUCUGCUUCAUUUGACGCGCUGCCACAGUUGCCACAAGCUUUGAAUGUUUUUGAUGGGCAGCAACGGUUCAUGAACUUUCCGCAAGUAGUAAACACUCAAGAUUCAGCAGCAAGAGAAGUCGUACACAUGCCAUUCUUACCAACCUCAUCUCCACAAAAUAGAUUAGCUACUAAUACAUCCAGCUUUCACAUACCAAUGCCUACUGCUCAGUCUUCUCAAUUUCAAGGGUCACAUGUUACGCCCCUUGGACAUUCUCUAGGAAGAGGUUCUGGAUGGAACAACCAGAUGUAUGAUAAUGGCAUAACUCAAACUCAGUUGCCACCCAUGCCUCCUCCGUUGCAUCAUCAAUAUGCAAUGCAGAAUCAGAGGCUUCACACCAGGAGGUCCAGGAGCUUGUCCCCUGCACAGGAAAGACCAAUCCCAUCUGGCAUUACACAUCACCAAAAUUUAGCAGCCAACUAUGGAGGGAUCACUUACCAGAGACUCAUGCAAACACCAAUUCCAAGACCUGUUCAAAGAUUGAAUCCUGUUGGCGCAGUGCAACAGUUGAAUAUGACAUCUGCUAACAGUGCAGGUUUGCGCCCACUGACCCGAAUGCGAGGCAGCCUAACGCCCAGCUCCACGGGGUAUGAACACUUGAUCAUUCGACCUACCAGGCCAGUUCAGACACAAGUGCAAGCACUUGCUCCGCCUCAGCCAACAAAUUACAGUUCUAUCCCGGUUCAGACUCAUGUUCAAGCACUUGCCCCGCCUCAGCCAACAAGUUACAGUUCUGUCCCGGUUCAGACUCAUGUUCAUACACUUCCUCAGCCUCAACCAGCAGCUAACUAUAAUCUAGCUGAUGAAAUUCAAGCAUUCUUGGAGCAUCCAAGCUAUCCGAAUGGUAGCAAUGAAACGCAAGCUGGGACCGGUUCAUUGCCAGUGGAGGAAGGUGUUGGGCCACAGGGUUUGUUUUGGUCAAUGCCUCCUGAGGCAUGGUGAUAUCUGAUGGCUUAGAAACUCAGCACAUGGUUGGUAGCAAAAGUAUGAAUCCCACUAACAAAAAAGGAGAUAGCAUAUAAGUCAAUUUUUUUGUACUAACCGGUUUAGGCUUCCGGUUUGUAUAUGAUGAUCUAAAGGGUAUUCUUGAGAUGUACUCAAUCUUUUGAUCCUUUUUAGUCUAGAAAGUAAAAGAAUUUUUUUUUAAAAGGUUUAUAUUUCAG